CUUUAAGGGCGGCGCAGAUUCUUUGACAUUGCUGUGAAGGGAGAGGGACAUAACAAACAGUUACAAAACGUGUUAGAAAGUAACAACUACUGAUUUCUGUUUUAUAGUUACAUUAAUACUCCAUUGUAACUUCAGCGGAAUCAUGUAUCGGCGAGCGCUGCAGUCCGCCGUUAGACAGUUAUUAAACGCUUCAGCAUCGAGAGCUGUCCCCGGAAAGGCCAUUGAACAAGAUGCGUGUCAGUCCAGGGCUUUGGUGGCUUGCCGAAUGACAGCGGAUGUGGGCGUCCACAAUCACUCACAAUACAGAGUUCUUCACAGCACAAGAGAGCUGCAUACUGUUAAAGAGACCCCACAGACUACAGAUGAAGAGGUGGGGGCCUUCACCAAACUGAUUGAGGCCAUAGGCUUCACAGGACCCCUCAAAUACAACAAAUGGAAAAUUAAGAUAGCUGCCUUGCGCAUGUACACAUGCUGUGUAGAAAGAAUCAACUAUGACGAGUUUUUUGAAAAAUGCUCUCUCCCCGACACGCUCAACUCCUGGUUCUUGGUGGCACAGCUCCACGUUUGGAUGUGUCUGGUUCGGAUGCGGCAGGAAGGCAGAGCUGGCAAGUACAUGUGCCGUUACAUCGUCCACUCCAUGUGGGAGGAUGUGGAGCAGAGGAGCAAGAUCAUGGGAAUUGAUGCCAUUCAAAGGAAGGAGAGCAUGAAGGUGAUGACGGAGACAUUCUAUGCUGCACUUUUUGGUUAUGAUGAGGGAAUUCUUUCAGACGAUUGCGUUCUUGCGGCAGCGCUCUGGAGAAACAUGUUCAAUAGACAGUGUGAAGACCCCAGACAGCUCGAGCUGAUGGUCGAAUACGUCCGCAAACAGAUGCAGUUCAUCGAUGCUCUGGAUGGGGAGGACCUGCUUUUAACAGGAGAAGUGAACUGGCGCCCCCUGGUGGAGGAAAACGCCCAGAGCAUCCUGAAGGUUCCCGGCCCGACCUACAAUGAUGCUGGUCUCUGAAAGCCUAAUAUCUCACCUGGAGCUGUCAAUCAGCACACGAGCAGCCAAUCAGGAAGCAGCACUCACCUGAUUAGUCACACCCUCUUUCUUUAUCUGUCUUU
Messenger RNA from Carassius carassius (crucian carp), 1104 nucleotides. Its product is annotated as ubiquinol-cytochrome-c reductase complex assembly factor 1-like. Bases 143 to 1003 code for a protein of 286 amino acids. Gene Ontology annotation, cellular component: mitochondrion. NCBI's taxonomy places the organism in Eukaryota, Metazoa, Chordata, Actinopteri, Cypriniformes, Cyprinidae. The transcript is spliced from 9 exons. The record is from RefSeq and is a predicted model, not a curated record. Gene Ontology annotation, biological process: mitochondrial respiratory chain complex III assembly.